Molecule: messenger RNA, 771 nt
Organism: Macrosteles quadrilineatus (aster leafhopper)
Lineage: Eukaryota; Metazoa; Arthropoda; Insecta; Hemiptera; Cicadellidae
Exons: 1
Coding region: 1-771 (256 amino acids)
Source: RefSeq, a predicted model, not a curated record
AUGACCACUGCCCAGAGCCCGAGGAACCUACAACCGAGAGUGUCAUCAGCACAAUUUGUGAGAAGUUCUUCGCAAUCACCAGCGAGAGCCAGCCCCAGGCGAGAAGACCAUGUGCAAAACCCGACCGGACACCCAAGCCCUUCCUACACCCCACGGAUACCAACUCCUACGAGACCGUCGUCAAUAACAUCGGUGAGACCACAGUCCUCGCAGUCACCGGCGUCCGGAGGAGAACAGGGAAUGCCCUCGUCCGUACGAGACAAACCUGCCCCAAACCCAGCUGGUUCCUCACGCCAUUCCAACUACCCACCGAGCCGAACAUCGCCGAGACUUUCAUCAGUACCACAGACAAGACCACAAUCCUCACAGUCACCGGCGUCCGGAGGAGAAUGGGAAAUUUCCAUGUCUAGGCGAGACGACUCUGUUCAGAACCCGAUAGAAACCCAACGCAGUGCCUACUACCAGCAAAACUGUUCGGUAGAACUAGCUGAAAGAAGUGCUUCUCAGUCAACAUUAUCUAGAGAGGAACAUAGAAUACCCACCUCUUUGAACCCGAUGCAACCACCAUCUUCCAACCAUCCACCCCCACGGAGGAGCAAAAGGACGACAAAAAGGAGUGCAGUAAGGUGCACAUCGGACGUAUCGGAAUCAUCGGACUGUGGGUCGGACGCGCCUUCAUACUCUAGUGGCAGCGGUAGGCGGAGAAAAUCCGGACGACUGGACGAGAUGGCUGCAAGGAUGCACGCAGAGUUGGAAACAUUUUUCUUCUAG